This is a messenger RNA of Anguilla rostrata (American eel), 4468 nucleotides long. It is a transcript of the gene slc1a1, whose product is annotated as solute carrier family 1 member 1. Gene Ontology annotation, biological process: L-glutamate transmembrane transport. Lineage: Eukaryota; Metazoa; Chordata; Actinopteri; Anguilliformes; Anguillidae. Gene Ontology annotation, molecular function: glutamate:sodium symporter activity; L-cysteine transmembrane transporter activity; L-glutamate transmembrane transporter activity. The record is from RefSeq and is a predicted model, not a curated record. The coding region runs from base 360 to 1934 and encodes 524 amino acids. The transcript is spliced from 12 exons. Gene Ontology annotation, cellular component: plasma membrane.
CUCUCACGAACACACAUACACACGUACACACACUCUCAUGAACAGAAGAGGACAGAGGCAGAGCUGCGCAUAGGACACUGACCGCAGCUGCAAGUCUUGUUCUCUCACUCAUUCCCUCUCUUUCUCGCUCUCUCACACACAUUCUCCCUCCCUUGUUAUCUCUCUCUCUCACUCCCUCCCUCACUCUCGCUUGCUCACUCACUCACUCACUCUCUCGCUCUCUCCCUCUAUCUCCAUAGCAGCACCGCGCUAGCAGGAAUACGCCGCCUCCCGCUCAAUCUUCCGCGCGUCCGUACAGCGGCCAUCAAGGGGCUGCGUUUGUUUCUCCUUAUUGUGAGGGCUGAAAGCCUGCUGUGAGCAUGAUGGUGAAGAAAGCCAGGAAAGCCUUUGACUUCAAGAGCUGCCUGAAGAAGAACUGGCUCCUGAUUGCCACCAUUGUGUCGGUGCUGCUAGGGAUUGGCCUGGGGGUGCUUGUCCGGGAAUAUGCCUCCCUCUCCCAGCUCAACAAGUACUACUUUGGCUUUCCAGGAGAACUCCUGAUGAGGAUGCUGAAGCUGGUCAUCCUCCCUCUCAUCAUUUCCAGCAUGAUAACGGGUGUGGCCGCUCUGGAUUCAGAGAUUUCUGGAAGGAUCGGUUUACGUGCAGUCGUUUAUUACUUAUCCACUACUAUCAUCGCUGUCAUUCUGGGCAUUGCUUUGGUGAUGACUAUCAAGCCGGGAGUUUCUCAAAGUGCUGACAGUAUCGACAGGACUGGGUCCACACCUGAUGUCAGCACGGUGGAUGCCAUGUUGGAUCUUGUGAGGAAUAUGUUUCCUGAGAAUCUUGUCCAGGCCUGUUUUCAGCAGUACAAGACAAAGCGUAAAGAGAUAGAGAUUGACGCGAAAUCUGAGGGAAAUGCCACAACAAUAACGACCGUCACAGCUGUCAUGACAACCAUUCCACAGGAGAACAAAACCCUGGAUUACAAGGUUGUGGGACUGUACUCUGAUGGGACCAAUGUUCUGGGCCUCAUCGUCUUUUGCCUGGUGUUUGGGCUUGUCAUUGGAAAGAUGGGGGAGAAGGGACGUGUAUUGGUGGAGUUUUUUGACGCCUUGAAUGAAGCAACCAUGAAAAUAGUUCAGAUUAUCAUGUGUUACAUGCCAGUGGGAAUACUGUUCUUAAUCGCUGCCAAAAUAAUUGAGGUGGAAGACUGGGAUAUCUUCAGGAAGCUGGGGCUCUACAUGGUGACCGUGCUGAGCGGACUUGCCAUCCACUCCAUGGUGUGCCUCCCAGUCAUCUACUUUGCAUUUGUGAGGAAGAACCCCUUCACAUUCGCCUGGGGGAUGGUCCAGGCGUUGGUGACCGCUCUUAUGAUAUCCUCCAGCUCAGCAACGCUCCCAGUGACAUUCAGAUGCGCGGAGGAGAACAACAGGAUCGACAAGAGGAUCACACGCUUUGUGCUCCCAGUCGGAGCCACCAUCAACAUGGACGGCACGGCACUGUACGAGGCGGUGGCAGCCAUAUUCAUCGCGCAGUUAAAUGACUACACCCUGGACGUGGGCCAGAUAGUUACCAUCAGCAUAACAGCAACAGCAGCAAGCAUUGGAGCUGCAGGAGUUCCCAAUGCUGGGCUGGUAACCAUGGUGAUAGUCCUGACUGCAGUGGGCCUACCAGCCAAUGAUGUCACUCUUAUUGUUGCUGUAGACUGGUUGCUAGAUCGUUUCCGCACCAUGAUCAAUGUGUUGGGUGAUGCCUACGGAGCUGGAAUAGUUCAGAAACUCUCCAAGAAGGAGUUGGAGAGGAUGGACCUGACAUCAGAUGUAGAUGUUGUCAACCCAUUCGCCCUGGAGACCACCAUGGAUGACGAGGAGUGCGAGAAGAAGUCCUACGUCAAUGGGGGCUUCACGGUUGACAAGAGCGACGCAAUAUCCUUUACGCAGACCUCUCAGUUUUAGCUCCUGGUGUGCGGUAAGCUAAGAAACCAGCAACAUGCUGCUAUAAAUGUGUGAGAUGAAGGAAGCAACCAUAACAUUAGUGCCAUUACAUGGGAGGAGGUGCCUGAUGCAUUCGACCCUGACUCCAGCAAUAGCCACCAUUAGUUCUCCCCUGGCAAUUCUUCAUAGCUGUCUUUAUAACGAAGCCACUGUGCAUUUGUGCCAAAUAGAGAGGGAAAUUCAGGUUACAAGGACGGUAGUCACAAUGUGUUUCUUCAGCAUGAGGGCUUCCAUUAUGUAUGGAGAUGGAGAUUAAGCAAAUUAAAUUUGCAAGAAAGUUAAUAUGCGUGGUCGAUAAGGUGUGUUUUUAUUCAUAUGCUGUAGAAACUGCACCUUUGUUAUAGAAAGCCUGAUGGAUUAUUGAGUGUGCCUUGCAGUGUUCAGCUCUUCCCCUCAUUGCUAACGUUAAGCGUGUCUGUACUAUAGGAAGCGGUCUGGUAUCUAUAUAUCUGUCUGUCUGUCUGUCUGCCUUUGUGUCGUGUAAGAGAUACUGACUCACUUGAACCUUGCCACUGAACUGUGUUGUGUAUACUUCCUGCAACAAAGAGCAUGGACAGAAAUAAUGAAAAAAUAAGCAUAUUAUAAAUGAACAAUGAACAAGACUGUAUAUUAUUAUAAAUAUACUUUUUUGAGCAUCUAAAAGUUUACUUUUGUGGUACUUCUAAAAACAGUGAUUCUCAACUCUUCUGGAGACCCAGUCCCUUUCAGUACAGCAGACUUUGCAAGAAUGGGUGCAUGCAGGAAAACAAAUAUUUUCAUCAAAUCUUUCCAUUUUCACUCUGCAAGCUGGUUUCUGAUACAGUCAUAUCCAUUACCUCCAUGUCAGUCUCAUUGAGAAUCACGAUUACAUCUAAGGUAUGCUUAAAGACAACUGGUUAACACUUUCUAUGAACGAUCCUUCACAAGAGUGUUAUAACUCCUUUAGAAGCAGUACGCAGGGCAGCAGUCCAGCAUAAUAGGGAACUUGAAUUGUACUCUGAGGCUGUAGGCCAAAUUCCCAAGUGGGGUGCUGCCAUUGUACCCUUGAGCAUGAUACUUAAUCCGAAUUGCUUCAUUAAAUAUCCAGCUGUGUAAAUGGAUGGUAUGUAAAAUGCUGUAUAAGCCGUGUAGGUUGCUCUGGAUAAAAGCAUCUGCUAAAUGCCUGAAUGUAAUACAUAAACAUUCAUAAAUUCUUAUGUCAAUAGUCACAAAUAGGCAUAUUGGGUGUUACAGUAUGCCUACUGAUGCAGGAGGUGAUGUUACCAUGACAUACAAAGUGACAUACCAUAUGUCUUUAUGGUUAUCGAUUUAAACGUUUAUGAAUUUCUAUGUAGUGUGUAUGAAGGUACUAUGUAGUGCUUAUAAAGGAAUUAUGCAACUCUAAGGUCUCAUAGAAGGUGUUAUCAGAAACAGUAAUAUGAAACCAUACUAAAAAUGUAUGUGUGAUCUGAAAUAUUGUGUGAUGAUUAUGGAAAUAUUUUCCAUGCAUAGCUUGAGAAGUGACCACGUACACCUGGGAAUGAGUUUUUUCCUGGUUGAACCACUAUUCCAAAACUUUCCUGGCCCACCAUAUAUUUACUGAUCGAGCCAACUUGAAUGUACAGGUGAAAGGGGUCCUGUCCUCUUUUUUUUUUAGAAAGAAAUAUUGCAUGAAUUAACAAAAGGGAAGUUUAAGAAAUCUAAAUUAACAUGCUUACCAGUUCUUUUGUCUGUGGAAAACAGAAGUAGCAAACAGAAAACAAUGUACAUAAAAUAUAGUAAAAAAUAAGACAAAAUCAUCGAAUCAGCUAGUGCCAUUGUAGAUGACAUAUCAUAUACAUAAGUAUAUGAAAAUAGCUUGAAAUAGCUUGAAUGGUCUGUUUGACUUUCCACUGGCCUAUAUCCUACACUGUGAAUGUAUUUCUGCAAGAACACUGUCACAUGAACAUUGCCUGUCUGUCACAUGACAGCUCCUGAAAGCUAGUUUCCAAAAUAAUUAGUGAACUGUAUUAUAAUUGCUCUAUGGUACAGGAAAAAGUUACUGAAGAUUACAAACACUCAUGUGAAGUAUACAAAACUGGCAAUAGAAUAAAAAUAAAAUGUGACAGUGCAAUAAAUUGUACCCCAAAUUUUAUCAUUUCUGUUAUCUCAUCAGUUAACAUUUUUUCUGGAAAACCAGGCCACGAGGAGUUAUUCGACCAUUACAGGCUACACAUGCAAUUUAUAAUACUAGCGCCAACAAGAAACCCAAUGCAAGCAAGAGCUUAAUUUUAAAAAGAAAUGAUUUUUUUUUUAAACGAGAAAGGCACUGAUGAAGGGAGAUAAAUGUUCAUAAUGUAUAUAAUCGCUUUAAAGGGAAAAUAAAGUGAGCAUUGUAAUUUUAUGUGCAACCGUACGCUUUUUGAUAUGUUUCUGCUCUGUAUACUUCAAAAGCACAUAACUAUAUAAAUAAAUGACAAUACAUAUGCCAUGUACGUUAAUGUUGAAGCACCUACUAGGUGUAUUUAUCUGCCGAUUAAUAAAGAAAACUAAACAUA